CAAACUACACCACAGGAUCUUAUUAAAGGAUUGUUGUGUGAGUCAGUUCGCUCUCUAAAGACACACACUCCCUACACUCACCGAAGACGACUUGGACAGUGUCCCAUGAACACACAGCCGAUGUGUACUGACGAGGACGAGGGUGUGAAGUGUCCCUCAGGGUGUCGGCUGCAGGCUCUGAUUAACGAGGCAGACGGAGACGUCUAUCAGCGUCUCAUCAGCGUCUGUGAGAAGACUAAAUGUUACAGAUCUGCGUCGGCGUCUACAGUCAGUGAGACGAGUCAGUUCUACGAUAAACAGAGGAGGCGGAUCGUCAGGACAUACAUGGAGGAGCUGCGCUAUGCCGAGGUGGCUCAGACGCUCCACAGAAACCUCACGCUGUUGUGGAAGAAGACCUCCGAGCUCUCCAGAGGACUGCAGCAGAACCACAAACACAUCCAGGAUCAGAUCAAUGAAAUCCACAAGCUGGAGGUGGACAUUGACAUCAAACUCAGAGCGUGCAAAGGAUCGUGCAAGCAGACCUUUGACCAUGUGCCUGAUCAUGAGACGUCCAAAUCGAUGCAGGACGAAAUGACCGGAUUCGACUUUCAACUCACAAAACCAAAAAUAUUAACCUUGGACAAAAAACUCACACUGCAGCCCGUCGAUCGUCCUGAGGUUCCUCAGGCGUACAGGAGGUUACCCUUCAUUCACUCCAAGCUCCUCACCAAGUUUGAGGACAUUGAACAAAACCAGGUGGUGGUGGAUGAGAUCUGACUGGACAGGUGGACUUCUGAUGAGGAAUCAGAACCAUAAAUGUAUAAUUCACGUGUGUGUGUGUGUGUGUGUGUGUGUGUGUGUGUGUGGUACAGGGAGAGAAAGAGAGACUUUAGGUUGUGACUUGAAGAUUAUAUAUAGUUUGAAGGUAAAUGAAAUGUGUGUGUGUGUUUAGACCUCAGACUGCGCUACAGACUCGACUCUGACUCGACUCUGACUCGACUCUGAUUAAUGAGCGUAGAAUUCGAUUAUUUCAUUUGAACUUAACAUGAUUAAUGUGAUGAAGUAUAAAGAAAGCUGCAGUCGGAGCCACUUUCUCUCUCUACACAGGAAACUGAAAUCUUUCACUAAAGUUUCUAAACUCUGUUGAUAAACCCAUUUGUGAGUCAGCAUGGGAAACGUAAAACCCCAAGUGUCAUGUACUGUAUUUCAUAACAGAACUCAGCGUCAGGUUUACUGGACAUUUCACUCCUACACUUCACUGGAUUCAACGUGUUAAAACUGUAUUUCAUGUUAUUUAUUUACUUACGUUUUCUCAUUUCAUCAGAACAUUAGUUUAUUGUUUACAGAAUGUCAACGUAAACAUUCCGUCUGUUAUAAAUGUGUCAUGUGACCUUCCUGGACAUUUAUUCACUGUAUUUACAUUAAAACCUCUCAUGUACCCAGUGGUGACCUUAACGCUGUAGACACCUCGUGUUCAUGAUCUACAGCUUUAUCACCAGGUUAUGAACGUUCACACACUCGGUCUGUCGAAUCGAACAUCACUUUUCAACUUAGAAAGAAAAAAUAUAUAAUUGCAAUUGCAAGAUUGUAUUGCUUUACAGGAAUGAAAGUUUGGAACGUGGAGUAAAUGUUAAAUGAUUCUAAUUUUAAAAGUAAUUGUAGAUUUAUCAGUGUGUCUUUGCGGUGUGUGUGACGUGUUGAAACUCCUUACACAACCUAAACACAGGCUCACUGUAACAUGAAUAAACCACAGUACUGUACUUCACUUUGAUUAGUGUUUAAUUCAGUACUACUUUAUCUAAUGCUACUUUUUAAACUGUGUUUAAUACUUUUUCAAUUUACUCUCAGAAAAAAAACAAUUCAACAUGCAACUUCACCACAUUUAUU
Molecule: messenger RNA, 1866 nt
Organism: Clarias gariepinus (North African catfish)
Lineage: Eukaryota; Metazoa; Chordata; Actinopteri; Siluriformes; Clariidae
Product: fibrinogen alpha chain
Exons: 5
Coding region: 106-756 (216 amino acids)
Biological process (GO): blood coagulation; protein polymerization; platelet activation
Cellular component (GO): fibrinogen complex
Molecular function (GO): signaling receptor binding
Source: RefSeq, a predicted model, not a curated record